This is a messenger RNA of Mizuhopecten yessoensis (Yesso scallop), 4852 nucleotides long. RefSeq lists its product as uncharacterized. The record is from RefSeq and is a predicted model, not a curated record. Bases 229 to 4413 code for a protein of 1394 amino acids. Lineage: Eukaryota; Metazoa; Mollusca; Bivalvia; Pectinida; Pectinidae. The transcript has 7 exons.
GGUAUUGAUUUCCUUCUCGCAUAAAUUGGUGAUUUUCGGCGACUGGAAUAAGGAAAAUUGCUGUUUGUGAUCCCCAGUAAAGACAGGCAUUAGCAGGGCUUCAAGGAUCAUCAAAUGUUUGUACCUCCAAACGGUUUCACAGGAAGUGUUAUGGAUCUAAAGGGCGAUAACUCACCAGAGGGAUAAUUCUUGUGUUAACCAGUAAGAAGGAUCACAUUUAUCUGUAAAAUGGAUCAAAGCCUGAAACUAAUCUAUUCUGGUCAAGGAGCAAGACCAAAGUCCUCAAUAGACGUGUCCAGAGACGUGUCUAGUGAUGACAGCAACAGUCACAUAUCAGAUGAAUUUAGUCACAGCAAAAAAGUCAAAGUUCAAAACGGAUACGAAAUAUGCCAGGAGGUCAAAGUUCAAAAUGAAGACGAUCAUAAUCACCAGUUAAAGUCUGACAGAGCAAAAGCAAGUUCCAGUAAUGUGGACACAAAUCAUAGUUCAAAAGGUCAGCAUGAUAAGGAUUCCGGGUAUGGAGAUUGGCUUAAUCAUGUCUUAGAGGUCAAAGGUGACAUCAACAAAGGUCAUCAGGUGGCAGAGCCAGAGUGUGCAGAUAUCCUGUGUCAUGAGGUCAAAGGUCGAGUCAUUGACUCGGGGUUUGAAGAUGUUGAUGCCAGUGUUUUUUACUCCAGAAGGAACAACACUGACACUAGCAUGGAAAAUAUUUCUGUUAGUGAUGAAUUUCUUAGAGGAAUCAACACUGUUUGCCAAAAUAAGCAUUUUGAUGACCAUGAGCAAUUUCUUUUGAAGAAAUGGCGUGAAUCAGGCUUAAAACUGUGGAAAAUUCUUCAUGAAAGGGAAGUAUGUAGCAAGAAGCGAAGUAAGAGUCAAGGAAACUCUGAGAAAUCAUCAAAUGAGGAUUCUCACGAGAAAGUAAUUACAUCCCAAUCUUGUAAAAGUAUUCUUGAUUGUAAAAUGUGUAGUUUAGAAGAACUGGCAUACAGACAAGCUAUUGGAUGUACUGCUAAUCAUGUGAGCAAAAAUGCAGAAGAAAACUUGCAUGUGAUUGGUUCAAGUUGGGAUAAAGGACACCCCAUCCCUAUCGGCAGAAAUCCUGAAAUAUCUAAUCACUUCAAAUCAGCUGUUGACAAAGGUGAUGGUUCAAACAACAAUCACACAGACUCGGAGGUAGGAGACUCUGUCAGGUCAGAUCCGCAAGACACGAAAACAUCGUCGUUAACACACAACAGUCCUGUCUUAGAUCCUCGGGAAACAGCUGUAUUAACACUGGAAUCCACUCCUGAAUUUUGGACACUCACUGACAAGGAACAUGUAUUAGAUUCUACUGAAGGAGAAUUAGUAAAGAAAUCUAGGUUCAUGGAGAGAUUUAAUAUUCAAUCAAGCCGAGAACCUGACAACCCUGACGAGUGUUUGUUAGAUCUGUCUGGACAUAAUGCCAUAUUAGAUCUCAGUGACAUAGUAGAAAUAUCAGAUUUAAAGGAAGAAAAAUAUCCACAGCACAAAGAUAAAUCAUCUCCUACAGAUCUCAGUUCGUUUGAUGUAAUUAUGGACAUUCACUCCAAACUCUGGAAAGAUUCGGUACCCACUGAAAGAAAAGCCGUCAGUAAACCUGAUGAUAGCAAACAUUCGCCAGCCAAAUCUUCAGAUAGUUUCCCGCACAUUCCAUUUUUCUGUAGUGGUCCAGACUCUUGUUGUACUGAUCGUGUAUGGCGAGAACCAGGCAUUGACAUCGAGCAAAAAAUUGAGAAACAAGUCCAAAAUCAAAACAGCGACAAACCAAGCCACUCCAACAGUGGUACACCUCAAAAUAUCACUGAUAGCAAGUUUUCUGGGAAAAUUGGAGAUGGAAAACCAGUCGGCAACUCGGUGAGGUUUCACAGUGCAGUUGAGGAAAAUUGGAAGGAACAGGGUGCAAUAAGUCCCCUUCAUAUGCGUAGAUGGUCAAACAUUGUAGGAGGGGAUAAUAUGCACAGCAAGAGAACUCACUCAGAUAACCACCCCCAGUCACAGCUAGACGACGAAGAUAAUUAUAGUGAUAGCUAUGAAGACUCAAUAGAUUUAGAAUUCACGGAUAAUUCUCGACCCAUUGUUCAAAUUUCUCUUCAGGCAGAUAGUAAACCUCCAUCUGCACCUUCAAACAGUCAAUGUAACUUUAAAGACCAUUUGUUAAAGGCACUGGACCAGCACAAGUCUCCCAUAUUUUCAUCGGAUUCAGCCACAACAGACUUGGAUAGAAGCUCCACCAACGACUGGGCUGAUGCUGACUCGAGUGACGCCUACAUUUCCAUCAGCAAUCGGCAUGAACAGAGCAAGAGGAACAGUUGUCCCGAUCCUGGAUACAGUCGUGACUCCUGUAUGUCAAAGUCAUGUGCGAGGUUCUCGCCUAAACGAUACCGUAAGAAAACCCACUCAAGGUCAAGGUCAAUGGAGCAUGAAGUUGUUAUGGACCUCAUUCGAAAUCGGGUCAUAGUAGGACACAGAAUUGACUCAGAUUCAACAGAGGAAUCAUCAGUAGGAGAUGUGAAAACUGCACUUAUAGCUAAAGAUCAGGGUCAUAAAACAGCUUGUAAAGCUCCUACUUUACAGUCAGAAAUUUCUGAGCAUUUCAAUGACCUUGACACAGAUAAUCGUGACCACACCGAGAAUCACACUGUUGAUAGCUGCUCAGAAAGUAGCCAAUCAGCAGACAGUCACUGCUACACCGGGUGUGGGCCAGCCACGGGGAUCCUUGGCCUGCGGUAUGCCAUCCCAUAUCUGUCAGAAAGGUUAAAGAUGAGUCUAGCUAAGCGGAUUGAAUCUGGGAAGUCCCAAGAGCAGAUCUCAGGAAAACAACGAAGUCAGAGUCAAGGGGACAGCUUCAUAGAAGGGAACGAACCUGGAUUCCAAAGUGAUCCGGGAUGUUCGACUCAUACCCUGAAAGUUUUUAAUGACCUUAACCAAUGCGGAGAAUGUAGUUUGAAGACGGUAGAACACAGACUCUUUCGAAAUGUUUCCAACAUGUCCGACACCAAUGCGCUACAGGCUUCAGACAGAGAGGAAGUCAUUGGUAAACUUUGGGGAUUGGAAGACAGCAAGUCUGGGAGCCAACAUUCCAAUCUCUCAAAUAACAUUCCAAAUAAAUUACAAAAUCAAGGGCCAUAUUUCCAAGGUCAAGGUCAUGUUGUGGUUAAAGAUAGAUAUUUGAAGGGCAAAUGUGUUUGUCCUGUCUCCAAUGAUGAAGGUAGCCACGAUGAAAUUUCUCAGACAGAUGAAAGUGAAGGACUUGAAAUAUCUCAUUCCUUUCAGUACAUUGACAUAUCUGAUAAUGACAUGGACACGUUUAGUCAUUCCCAACUACAGACUGACCUUGUGUUGGACCAAGGUUCUCGACCAAGUACCGCUAGUGUAACUUAUGAUGACAUUUGUAAGUCACUACAAUCUCAUAUCAACCUCACAAAUAAAUCACACCCAACUCAACAUGGUUAUGUCCCUUUAGGAGAACUCUCCCAAUCUUUACCACAACCUGGUGAAGUAACUACAUCACAAUUAAAUUCUGUAUCUCACCUAAGUUAUCUCCCAUGUGUGGAGCUCUCCGACUCGAGUCAUCUUCCUUGUAAAAAUGAACUCUCCGAACCUCUAAACCAAAUAAAUUAUCUUCCUUGUGAGGAAAUCUCUGAAUCUCUGAAGCUGAUUGGACAGCAUGAGGAUACAGAGAACUGUAGUUGUGCUGAAACAGGAUUUCUGUCGGCAGAUGGUUUAGACCUUGAGGACGUAGAAGAAUGUCGGACAGAUUUACAAUUCUUGUCCAUUGAACAAGAUACAUCAGAUUGUAGCUCCAUUCGUUCCGAUACUGACAGGAGUAAUCUAAGUGAGGAGGUACCGGUUCAGAGUCUGUUUAGUACCCACAGCGAGUCGGACAGCGGGGAAGCCGACGAUGAGUUUGAAUGCGAGUGUGAACAUUGUCUCCAAUUGAGAACUCGGAAUGACAGCACCCUUCGAAGCCAAGGUCAAGGUCAUGCUCAUCCAAGCAGUAGUGAUCUGUCUGUGGUUGAGGAUGAGGCUCAUGGUCAUCAAAGAUUACCCGAGGGAGAAUUAGAGGAAGGCCUGUACAGGAUCAGUAUCGCUGAGUUGAGUCCCUUGAGUAGCAUUAUGAACAGUCGACGGAAUGAACUGGAGGUCAUGUUUGAGAAUGUGAUUCUACAGAUGUUAGCUGUCCAUCCUGACCUGCUGUCAGAUGCCACGCCCCCACCAGCUGAUCAGUCCAUUAUCGACUCCUUACCAUCACUAACAGUCAACCAGUGUCAUUUAGCCAUCAGUCUGUCUUGUCCUAUAUGUCUGUGUGUAUGUGAAGAAAAAGAAACAUUGAGUUGUCUCCCCUGUCAACACCUCUUCCACCAGCUGUGUAUACAAGCUUGGCUUAUUAAGUGAACAACGACCGGCCGUCUGUUCCACUUCAUUUAGUUUCUCUGAGGAUGUGAAUAAUUUACCGAAUUGCUUGAUGACAUUUCCCCCUAUUUUACUGGACAUUCAGAGUCCUUCAGACACUUGAAAUAUAUAUGUGUAUGACAACCGAAGGAAUAGUGUUCUGCAUUGAUGUAAUAAAUAACUGUCCUAUAUCUUUUUAAUUGAUUGAGAAAACAUUUUCAAAUUUCCAUUGAAUAACGUUUGAAUAAUGUUUGAAUACAAUUUUCAAAUUCUACCUAAUUGAAUUUUCUCGCAGGUUAGAAUAAAAAACAAAUAGAUGUUUUGUUCAUACUCAUUGACAGAACCAUGAUUUGUUUUUUAAGUUUUCUAUUUUCUUUUAUUUGAAUAAGUUUGCCUGUAACCAACAUACAUUGGUAUUGAUAGAAAACGUACUGUGUUAACA